CACAACCAAACACAAACCUCUUGGCAGCAGCCGUCCUCUUUGACCGGGGACGCACUGGCCCCUCUGCCCGGCUGCUUCUGCUGCAACAUGCUGAGGAGGAGAGACCCGUCCCCUCAUCCUCAGCCUGAAGACAGGGCUCACCUGCUGGAAGAGCGUUUGUCCAGCCAGGAGAGGACCACGGCUUUUCUCCUCCAUCAAGCAUUCCAAAUCAAAGACGACAUCGUCUCCUUCCUCCAGGGAACCAAAGGUUAUCAGCACGGGGAGACUGCUGCCCGGCGGCUGCUGGAAAACCACAUCCAGACCAUCACGAGCAUCGUCAAGAAGCUCAGCCAGGACAUUGAGGUUUUGGAGAGGCAAAUAAGAACAAGGGAUGGUGCUGCAGUAGAAACUAAUUUUGCGGUUCAAAGUCUGGACCAUAAGUACAUCCAUGGUCUUGGAGACCUGCGUGGAAGAGUGACAAGAUGCGAGGCAAGCAUUGCAAAACUGUCGGGAGACAUCAGUAUUAUCAGGCACGAGGCCCAGAAGACUGAGAAAGAGAUUUAUGGCCUUCACUCUGCACUCAAAAACUGUGUUAGUGAUUUUGAGAAGAAGGUAAUGCAGCUAUUAGGCAAGAUAGAGGCUUCCAACUCUGAUCAAAGCUUGACUUUAAAGACAGUCCAGGGAGAUCAACAUCACGAAUUGCAGCUUCUGGAUUUCAAGUUGACAAGUAUUCUGAGUGACUUCAGGGAUCAGAUACAGACUCAUCGGAAGUGGACGGAAGCGCAGUUGACACGGUCUGAAGAAGAUCAAGCCCAGAGCAGGCAGCAGCUGCUGGACGUGGUGAAGGAGAGACUGGAAAGAACAGAAAAAAGAGUAGAAGAAAAGCUCCUACUUCUGUCGCUAAAGCUAGAACAAAUAGAUAAACCACAGAAAUAUGAGAAGCAGAAGAACCAGAUGAAAAGUGAUGAAAAAAACCUGCAGGCCAGAAUCACCAGGUUUGAAAGACAGAUCUGGAAGGAGCUUGAGGAGAUCCAAAACGAAUACAGAUCAGGAUUCCAAGCCCUUCAGGAGUCUCUGGAGCUGCUUAAGCAAAUACAAAACACAAAGCUGAAACUUGAAAAAAAGAAGAUUCAAAAAGACAUGAAAAAGAUACAAUGAAAGUGACCUCCUAGAAGAGUGAACACCAAGAACAAGCUUUGUCAGCUCUUGCAGAUGCUCUCCAGUGAGAAGCGGCAUUGGGUUAAAGAAAGGAGUCUUUAAACACACCUGAUUUUGUUCUCCCCUGUCCACAAAGGAUGUUAUUGCUAUUUAUGAUACUGUGCAGCCACAAAAAUAACAGGUCUCUUGACACCAACAGUCAUUUUUCACACCAAUUUUACUACAGAAUACUUCACUACAGAAGUUAAAGGACCGACUUAAAAAGCUACGAGUGAUUUAAUACAAAAGUAUUCAUAUUAUUUUAAGGACUUUAAGAAAAUCAGCACUUAGUUGUUAAGUGUGGUUCGCCCAGUCCUGACAUAAGCUACACUGGUUUUAGAUUGGUGUAACUGUUGAGAUCAGGUCUAGUAAAUUCUUGCAGUCGCACAUGAGGUGUAUGUCACAAUAGCAUUAUGAAAAAUGGUAUAAAAUAUCUACUGAUGCCUGAUUUGGAUCUAUUGUAAGUCACUGAAUCAUUAGAAGUAGCUAAUAAAUUUGGUACAGGUGACAAAAAGCUAGUUAACUAUUAGCAGAUUCAUUUCUAAGGAGGUUUAUUUCUCGUCUUCUCUGUUUGACUAAAUAAAAGUGUGGAUUUGCAUUAGAACACUAAAUAAUGUAUCAGACACUGUGGGUUUUGUUUUGCUUCAACAAACAAGAAGACUGAUCUAGAAAUAAGGAGGAAAACCCUGCGGGUAGGGCAAUAGACUCAUACGGUUUCCCCAACAGAAGCUAGCAUGAGUACUUUAGCAGGGAGGUCAAAAAAGGAGGUGACAAUGCAAU
Molecule: messenger RNA, 1956 nt
Organism: Columba livia (rock pigeon)
Lineage: Eukaryota; Metazoa; Chordata; Aves; Columbiformes; Columbidae
Gene: FAM81B
Product: family with sequence similarity 81 member B
Exons: 8
Coding region: 88-1137 (349 amino acids)
Source: RefSeq, a predicted model, not a curated record